AGGCCAAUUUGACAGGUGAGCAAAUGAAACUGCCAACCAUCAGCGCCAAGACCGUGACAUAUUGUUACCUACACCUAUAGCUAAAACUCACACAUGAUCUGGAUCAUUGCCAGAUUUAAGUGAAUGAUUAGGUUCAAAUCUAGAGAAAAAUAAGCAAAAAAUAAUCCAUAAUAAUCCUUCAGUAAUUCUUGUGGACUGUUUUGAGUCCGAUGCUGAAGCUGUCAAUAGUCACUGCUUCCACCUUCUGGUUUAUGGGGGGGACUACUUGUUCCACCAAAUAAUGUUAUAAUCCUAAAAAAAAUUCCCAAUCUGCAUUAUGAUGUGGAUCAUCACAAAAAUUAAAUGGAUUGUUCCUUAGACUGAGGAGUACCUGUUGUAAAAAAUACAUUAAAAUCCAUUCAUAAGUUUCCAGUUAUCCUGUACACAAGCAAAAAAUACAAACACACACAAACUCAACUUAAAACAUAACAUCCUUGGUGGAGGUAAUAAAGCAUGUUUUAUAAGGUAAACACAUAGAGUGAAACCCUAUGAGUGCAGCAGAAAUAGAAAUUAGUUCAGCAAAAAUAGAAACAAAACUGUUUUAUUUAUUAAAGGAAUAGAAACAGCUCUUGAAAUAGAAACAUCAUUGCUCUGUCACAGUAGCUCACCAGAAAGUGCCAACAAAAACUAAACAAUGUCAUCAAUUGGCAGAAGAGGUUCUAAAUAAACUAAGCAGUCUUAUGAAAGGUGAAGGCUAGUAAGUUAUUAUUUGGAUAAAUUAUGAAUUUAAGUUGAACAUUUCUUAGCAAGUUACCCCCAUUAUGUUUCACCGCCAGUUUACAGCUCCUCCUACAAUAAUCUGUAGGUUCUACUGAGAGAAUCAUGCUGUUUCAAAGCAUUUUUUAUUCUUCUUUUUAUUAUAUACACAGCAAAAUAACAAGGUCUGGACUUUGGUGUCCUCAAUGGCAGCAGUGGCCAUGUGUACACGCCAAACGGCCCUUCCACAAUGCCUGCUACUUUUCUCAUAUGUUACUGUUUUGUACAAUGACAUGAACCAGGCAUAGUGUCAUAGUGUCUCAGUGUCUGAGAGCUUCUCAGCACUACAGGACAUCCCUGCUUAAAUCCACUCUAUCAUUCACCUGCAUUUGGACGCCCAGUUCCUCAAGCCCAGGUAAAGCUUUCACAAUAGUUGGGUAUGCUAUUCAACCAUACUAUAAACUGUGCUAUGUACUGGGUAUUAAAAUUAUAUGUUAUUCUGUUUGAACAGUUUGAUAACAACCUGCUCUAAAGCUAUAUUCUUCUGUAACUAAUCAAGUACUCAUGGUCCAAGACAAUCUGCUCUUCUACAUUGAAGACUUCCCCCUUUUCCCAAACCUGCACUAAUGUUUUAUCUAACAGAGUAAUGAACUAAUACCAUCCCCAUCCAUUACAGCCCUUUUCUCCAGAUUUUUAAUGCAUGUUUAUAGAAGCACCCUCACAUCUUGUUACUAAUUAGUAAUUUAUUAAAUGGACGUCUGCUUUCUUAUAACUAAUGUGAGUUACCAGCUGUUGAUGUCCUUUAUAUCACUAACUUGUAUAACUUAUUUUCCUCUCGAUUGCUUUUUACUGGCUCUGCAGUUGUAAAAAAAACAUCUGAUAAUGUAAGAAAUUCUUGAGAAAUUCUUUCAAUAUGCAUUUAUGCACAUAACAGCUGUGUUUCCACACAAAGCUCCACCCAUUGUCACCUCCCAGUCCCCUUCCAGAGCACCUAGAGUAUAAAUAUGCUGGAAAACCAACUCAAGUUCAGUUUUGGUGAAAAGCUGCAAACAGAAGCAGAACAAUGUCGCCUGGAGGAUGGUCAGAAAUCAUGCCCGUCGAUGAAGAGGUUUCCAUGCUUUGUAAAUGGAUGCAGAAUAUCUCAGAGGGAAAAACAAAUAAGAGUUAUGGGGAGUUUGUUGCAGUUUUAUACCGGCAUCAGAUUGUGGCAGGGGAAAACGACCUCGUCAAGGUUUGGGUUGGAGGAAACGAGUACGUUCAUCUGAUGAUCUUCCAAAGUCCUCUGCUAGAGAACACAUUUACGAUCAAGUUUUUGGGAGUGGAGGGUGACCACAAAUUGGAAGAUCCUCUUGAACCCUUUAUUAACCCCUCUGUUUAAAGUGAAAGCCUUGUUCUGCCUCUUCCAAGUGUCUGCUUGAAAGGGAAAAUGUGUUUGUGUUCUUCUUAUGAGCAAGCUUAUCACAAAAAUGUUCAACUACAAGGGUUAAGUCAAAUCUCUGUAAGACUUGAGAAUCAUCAAUAAACAUGAAUCAAUUAUUUUAUUUGUCUUAUGUUUGAGAAAAA
This is a messenger RNA of Cyprinodon tularosa, 2298 nucleotides long. RefSeq names its product leukocyte cysteine proteinase inhibitor 1-like. The record is from RefSeq and is a predicted model, not a curated record. Gene Ontology annotation, molecular function: cysteine-type endopeptidase inhibitor activity. The transcript has 3 exons. The coding region runs from base 1799 to 2113 and encodes 104 amino acids. Gene Ontology annotation, cellular component: cytosol. Lineage: Eukaryota; Metazoa; Chordata; Actinopteri; Cyprinodontiformes; Cyprinodontidae.